CUGACUGCCGGGCUGCGUCUCAGAGGCGGCGAGAAGAACCGGAACCCAACAGGACGCUGUCUUUUUUUUUUUUUUUUUCAUUUUUAUUUGUUUCUUUGAAACCGGAGGAAACGCCGAGAGACGGACACGAAACGGAAUAUAACGUUUUUUAUUUUUUAUUUACAAAAAAAAGAAAUAUGUAAACGUCGCUUGCGUUCGACGCUAGCUCGAAGUUUACCGAGAGGAGAGAAGCUAACGUUAGUUUUAUUAACUUAAUACUUUUAUUAACAGAUCAAUCGCUCUUUAACAACCCGCAGGUCACCUUUAAUAGCGUCGGCGUUGGAUCGAUAACGUGAUUAACCCAGAUAUCGAUGAGAAAUGUCUACGUUUAAACGGAAUAGGACACUAAGUUAGUCCGAAGCUAGCUGCUAGCUCGCUAGCUUAGCCGGCUAGUAGCUGCCGUUAGCUACCUAGCUCGCGCACGUAAACCUCACAGAACGCGAUGUGACGUCAUCACGCUCACCUGCCGUCACGCGCUGCCACCGGACAGGAUGGACGUUUGUUUUUGACGUUUUUCUUCCAUAAUCUCGAGCAGCGUCGUAUUUAACGCCCCCUCUGAGGCCUGCAGGAAACACACUGCAGAUUAUUUAUAUGUUUCUAUCUCACUGACUUCUUAUUCUGAGUAUUUUUAAGGCGUAUUUUCGUCCCGUGGACGUUUUGUGUCGGCAUAACACAAGUGGAUCACAAGGACGGUUGCAAGAUGAUGUGCGAGGUGAUGCCCACCAUCAGCGAGGCCGACGGGGGGCGGCGGGGCUCCGGCUCCCCGCUGCAGUCCGACUCCGAGGGCCACUUUGAGUCCCUGAUGGUGUCCAUGCUGGAGGAGCGGGACCGCCUGCUGGAGACCCUCAGGGAGGCCCAGGAGAACCUGGGCUCCACCCAGGGGAAGCUGCACGAGGUCAGCCACGAGAGGGACGCGCUGCAGCGGCAGCUCCACGCCGCUCUGCCCCAGGAGUUCGCGGCGCUGACGAAGGAGUUGAACAACACACGGCUGCUCCUGGAGCACCUGGAGUGCCUGGUGUCUCGCCACGAGCGCAGCCUGAGGAUGACGGUGGUGAAGAGGCAGGCGCAGUCGCCCGCCGGCGUGUCCAGCGAGGUGGAGGUGCUCAAGGCCCUCAAGAGCCUGUUCGAGCACCACAAGGCCCUGGACGAGAAGGUGAGGGAGCGUCUCCGCGUGGCUCUGGAGAGAUGCAGUGCGUUGGAGGAGCAGCUCACCAUGACGCACAAAGAGCUGUCGUACCUCCGGGAGCAGAGCGGCCUGAAGAGAGGCCUGGCAGACGGGACCAGUGAGGUCAACCACACCUCCGAGAGCACGCCCAGCACCAACGGAAAGCGCUCGUCCGGCGGCUCCCUGAGCCAGGAGGAGGACCCGGGUCUGGGCUUCGGGUCUGUGGGGGAGCUGCAGGACGUCGUGGACCGGCAGACGGCCGACCUGGGCCAGAUGAAGGAGCGCAUGGCCGCCAUGGUGGCACGCAUCAACGAGCUGGAGGAGGACCUGGACGCGGCCCGCAAGGACCUCAUCAAGUCUGAAGACAUGAACACCCGGCUGCAGAGGGACCUGAGGGAGUCCGUGGCCCAGAAGGAGGACAUGGAGGAGAGGAUCACCACCCUGGAGAAGCGCUACCUGUCCGCUCAGCGUGAGGCGACCUCCGUCCACGACCUCAACGACAAGCUGGAGAACGAGGUGGCCAACAAGGACUCUCUGUGCAGACAGACUGAGGACCGCAGCCGCCAGCUCCAGGAGAAGCUGGAGCUGGCGGAGCAGAAGCUGCAGCAGACGAUCCGCAAGGCGGAGACGCUCCCGGAGGUGGAGGCGGAGCUCGCUCAGAGGGUGGCGGCCCUCACCAAGGCAGAGGAACGCCAUGGCAACGUGGAGGAGAGGCUGAGGCAGCUGGAGGCCCAGCUGGAGGAGAAGAACCAGGAGCUGCUCAGGGCGCGUCAGAGGGAGAAGAUGAACGAGGAACACAACCGGCGUCUCUCUGAGACGGUGGACAAGCUCCUCUCAGAGUCCAACGAGAGACUCCAGCUGCACCUCAAGGAGCGCAUGUCUGCCCUGGAGGACAAGAACUCCCUGAUCAGAGAGCUGGAGCACACCAAGAAGCUGAUCGAGGAGUCUCAUCACGAGAAGGAGCAGCUCCUGAUCCAGAUGGAGCCAAGGACCAUGCGGGCGGAGAGAGCGUCAGGGCGGGGGCGAAACUUCGCUGCACGGGUGAGCCGGGGCCGCUCUCAGCUGGGCGGCACUCCAGACUUCCGGUACCCGGUGUCGGCGUCCUCCAUGAUGGACAGCAGCUCCGACCAGUACGGCAGCGGCCUGGUGCUGCGGAGGCCUCAGAAGGGCCGCACGGCGGCGCUGAGGGACGAGCCCUCCAAGGUGCAGACCCUGAAUGAGCAGGAGUGGGAGCGCAUGCAGCAGGCCAGCGUCCUGGCCAGCGUGGCUCAGGCCUUCGAGGGCGAGCUGGAGGCGUCGGACCUGGAGGACGAGGCGCUGUUCGGCUCGGUGGACCUGCUGUCCCCCGGGGGCCAGGCCGACGCCCAGACGCUGGCCCUCAUGCUGCAGGAGCAGCUGGACGCCAUCAACAACGAGAUCAGGAUGAUCCAGGAGGAGAAGGAGAACACGGCCAUCCGGGCCGAGGAGAUCGAGUACCGGGUGGGCGACGGCCUGGGGGGCCACUACCGCUCCACGGGCUCCAUCCCCCCCUCGCUGGGCGGCUCCCCGCCCGGCUCCGGAGGCUCCACCCCCAGACGGGUCCCCCGCAGCCCCAACAGAGAGCUGGACUGCAUGGGGGUCAUGACCUUGCCUAGCGACCUGCGCAAGCACCGCAGGAAGGACGACAAGGCCUCCGUCCACUGUGAGACGUCUCCGCCCUCCACGCCGCGCUCCAUGCGCCUGAGCCGGGAGGCGGGGCACACCGCCAGCCACGAGGACAUCCGGGACCUCCGCGGCCUGGCGGGCCUGCAGGACCCGGGCAGCGACCCCAGCAGCAGCAGCAGCAGCCAGGACUCCCUGAACAAGGCGGCCAAGAAGAAGAGCAUCAAGUCCUCCAUCGGGCGCCUCUUCGGCAAGAAGGAGAAGGGCCAGCCCCCCGCCAAGGAGGCGCAAGCUGGCACCCCGGAGGCAGAGAGCGCCCCGAAGGACGGCCUGGGGGAGAAGAACAGGAAGCUGCAGAAGAAUCCCAAGACGGGGCAUGAACUCCUGGAGGAAGCUCGCAUGCAGGGCCUCCCCUUCGCCCAGUGGGACGGGCCCACGGUCGUGGUGUGGCUGGAGCUGUGGGUGGGCAUGCCGGCCUGGUACGUGGCGGCGUGCCGCGCCAACGUGAAGAGCGGCGCCAUCAUGUCGGCGCUGUCGGACACGGAGAUCCAGAGAGAGAUCGGCAUCAGCAACCCGCUGCACCGCCUGAAGCUGAGGCUCGCCAUCCAGGAGAUCAUGUCCCUCAGCAGCCCGUCAGCCCCGCCCACCUCCAGACCGACCACAGGAAACGUGUGGCUCACUCAUGAAGAAAUGGAGCGCUUGGCAGCCACGCCUCCCACGGAGGAUGACGAGGGCAGCUGGGCCCAGACGCUGGCCUACGGAGACAUGAACCACGAGUGGAUCGGUAAUGAGUGGCUGCCCAGCCUGGGCCUGCCCCAGUACCGGUCCUACUUCAUGGAGUCGCUGGUGGACGCCCGCAUGCUGGACCACCUCACCAAGAAGGACCUGCGAGGCCAGCUCAAGAUGGUGGACAGCUUCCACAGGAACAGUUUCCAGUGCGCCGUGAUGUCUCUGAGGAGGCUGAACUACGACAGGAAGGAGCUGGAGAGGAGACGGGAGGCGUCCCUGCUGGACCUCCAAGAGGUCCUGGUGUGGAGCAACGAGCGCGUGGUCAGCUGGAUUCAGGCCAUCGGGCUGAAGGAGUACAGCGUCCACCUCUCUGAGAGCGGCAUGCACGGGGCGCUGCUCGCCUUGGACGAGACCUUCGACCACAACGCGCUGGCGCUGCUGCUGCAGAUCCCCACGCAGAACACACAGGCCCGAGCGGCUCUCGAGCGUGAAUACAACGUCCUUCUGGCCAUCGGCACCGACCGGAGGACAGAGGAGGAUGACGAUAAGAACUUCCAUCGAGCUCCCUCAUGGAGGAAGAAGUUCAGGCCCAAAGACAUGAGGGAGAUGUCUCUGGGGGCGUCCGAUACUCUGCCCGCCAACUUCCGGGUGACCGGCGGCGGCGCGGGGUCUCCCUCCCCCCAGCCAAAGAGGAGCCCGAUGGAAGGUAGCUGGUGUGAGGAAGAGGAGGAUGAGUUCCCAGCCUUCAAGACCCGGAUGAUGAACUGACGCAUUGAGUCCUCUCCAGUCUCAUAUCUACAUGUUAUAUUGAUGUAAACCAACGGGACGUCUGAUGGUGUUAGAAUCACUCUGUAAUCCCUCCUCCUCCUCCUCUAAAGACCCUCCUCCUCCUCCCCCUCCUCCUCUAAAGACCCUCCUCCUCUAAAGACCCUCCCCCUCCUCCUCUAAAGAUCCUCCUCCCCCUCCUCUAAAGACCCUCCCCCUCCUCUAAAGAUCCUCCUCCUCUAAAGACCCUCCUCCACUGUGCGGCGUGAGAAGUUUGUAUAUUUCUACCAGACGUUUUAUCUUUUAUAAUCUAUCGACAUAUUUGUUCCUCUAACCUCUGAAGUGACUUUACAUACGUGUGUGAGCCGUGGUGUGUGUACAUGUGAGGUGUGUGUGUGUGAGCCGUGGUGUGAGCUGUGGUU
This is a messenger RNA of Pseudoliparis swirei, 4761 nucleotides long. It is a transcript of the gene ppfia1, whose product is annotated as PTPRF interacting protein alpha 1. Gene Ontology annotation, biological process: synapse organization. Lineage: Eukaryota; Metazoa; Chordata; Actinopteri; Perciformes; Liparidae. The record is from RefSeq and is a predicted model, not a curated record. Gene Ontology annotation, cellular component: presynaptic active zone. Gene Ontology annotation, molecular function: protein binding.